AUGAUGAGCUUCACGGUUCUAAUGGGAUCUGGUUGCUCGGCAAAAUCUACAAAGUCGGAGACUCCGAUGGAUGGACCACGAGGACGCACCUAUUAUGAAUGGGCUGAGCAUAAGGAAUUCCACGUGGGCGAUUCUCUGAUCUUCAAAUACGACCGCAACGUCAGCGACGUCACUCAAGUCUCCGAUGCUCAGGAAUACGAAUUCUGCAACUCUUCUUCUCCUAAGGCCGUCUACAACACAGGACACGAUAUCAGACUCCACGUUCUUGUCGUCCGUGGCUGGUCUCAUCCAUCACUACCGAGAAAGAUCCUUCCUCUAGGAAAAACUACAAGGUCGGUGAUUCCAACGAAUGGAGUGUUCCCGAAGAGAGUGACUUCUAUUACAAGUGGAGUGAGGAGAAACAAGUUUCAUGUGGGAGACAAUCUUCUUUUCUACUACAACGACCAAGUCAACGACGUCUUAGAAGUCAGCAGUGAUCUUGAGUUUAAUAUCUUGCGACCUUCUUCUCCUGUUGCCAUGCACAAUACGGGACAAGAUCUCAUUAAGCUCACAAAACCAGGAAUCCAAUAUUUCAUAAGCUCAAAGACUGGUCAAUGUGAGGCUGGGCUUAAGCUUCGAGUGGUGGUGCGGCCACUAUUCAGAGCUCUUCCGAGGACUAGGAGGAUGAGGUCGUCACCUUUGGACCGCUCUUCAAGUGGUUACACAGAUUCAGACCCCAACCCCAUCACUAAGCAUUCGUUUUUUUUUUUCUGUUUGGUUUUUGAUUAG
This is a messenger RNA of Microthlaspi erraticum, 768 nucleotides long. The record is from the annotation of a GenBank genome assembly. NCBI's taxonomy places the organism in Eukaryota, Viridiplantae, Streptophyta, Magnoliopsida, Brassicales, Brassicaceae.